Messenger RNA from Clonostachys rhizophaga, 558 nucleotides. The record is from the annotation of a GenBank genome assembly. NCBI's taxonomy places the organism in Eukaryota, Fungi, Ascomycota, Sordariomycetes, Hypocreales, Bionectriaceae.
AUGGACUUCCAACAAUCCGGCCCCCAGCGUGGUGCAUGCUACUCAUGCGGCUCAUCUGGCCACCAGGCUCGUGACUGCCCCAGCAAGGGUCCUGCUAAGUGCUACAACUGCGGAGUUGAGGGCCACAUGAGCCGUGACUGCUCUGAGCCCCCCAAGGACAACAAAGCAUGCUACAAGUGCGGCCAAGCCGGCCACAUUUCUCGCGAGUGCCCUGUUGGAGGUGGCGGUGCUCCCCCUGCCGGCGGUCAGUCGACUGAGUGCUACAAGUGCGGCGAAAUCGGCCACAUUGCUCGUAACUGCUCCAAGUCCGGUGGUGGAUUCGGUGGUUCUUACGGUGGCGGCGGCUACAAUGGCGGCGGCGGUGCCGGAAAGACUUGCUACUCCUGCGGUGGAUAUGGCCACAUGUCCCGCGAGUGCGUCAAUGGCAUGAAGUGCUACAACUGCGGCGAGUCUGGUCACUACUCACGCGACUGCCCUAAGGAAUCUGCUGGCGGUGAGAAGAUCUGCUAUAAGUGCCAGCAGUCUGGCCACGUUCAGGCUCAGUGCCCCAACAAUUAA